AUGUCGCAGAACACGGGAAAAUCAAUACGCGAAAGGCGAUACACCUCCAGAGCUUGUCUAGCAUGCCGGAAACGCAAGGUUAAGUGCAACAAUGACAGACCUCGCUGUUCAAACUGUCAGCUUUACAACGUGGACUGCGUCCUUGGUGAGGACCGUCGACGAUUGUCUAUGCCCGCCCGCCUCAGUACCAACCUUGCUUCCAAGCCGUCACCGAAUAACAGUAGCAAUGCCACGGAUGAAACUCUGCAGGCUGCAGUGUUGUUACCAUCCGACGAGCCCAACUCAGAACCCGACACGCAAUUUUUGGGUCACUUCAAUCUCGAUAACGGCCCACUCGAGGACCAGGAAGCCGCACUUUUCUUCAACAAUCCUCCCCUAACCUCCCUUGAGCUGACACAGGACUGGGAGUAUUGGUUAGAUGUUGGUGACAACGAUGAUAUCUUCAACCCUCCUGACAUCGAUAAAAACCAGACGGUACCUUAUUUCAAUCUAUCAGCACUUAACCCUACUCAAGACCCCUUGGUUCCAAAUUUCAAUGGAGAUAAUGCGACGCCGGGUACAUUACCAGCAAGCCUCGAUGCUGUCCCGAAGAUCUUGAAUGAACAGCAACAUUCGUCUGCAGAGAGUUUAGAAGAGCUGAACUCCAAAAUCCCUAAAGUUCGAUCACUCCAUAUUGCCAAUGAAAGACCACUUGUGCUGGAUGAUGUGGCGAGGCAAAUCACCACCCGGCUGGGUCGACUCCAGAUUGCGGAAGAUGGCCAACCGCGUUAUUAUGGCGCGACAAGCAAUUUACACUUGUUACACAGCGGAACUCGAUCACUUAUUCAGCCCAACAUACGAAACAUCGCUACACAUGGUGAUGCCGCCAUUGCUCAGGCUGGCCUGCAGUGGAAAGAGGAUCCGACAUAUGAGAACCUUCUCAUCCGUCUCUUCUUCUCAUGGCACAAUGCCUUGAUGUAUGUCGUAGACAGGGCAACCUUUCUCAGGGAACGCCAGCGGUUCUAUUCGGGACAAAGCACCGACCAUUAUUCACCUACACUAGAGAAUGCGGUCUACACUAUUGGGGCAGCGUAUACCGACCGCACACAUCCUGCGAUCAAGGAUGCUACAGACGAAUUUUUCGGAUUUCGAGCCAAGGCACUUUUAGAUAUUGAGAUCGACAGUCCAACUAUAGCAACCGCGCAAGCGCUGCUCGUGAUGUCUUCACAUGAAGCAGCUCAUGCCCGUGAAUCACGUGGUUGGAUUUACUCUGGUCUGCAUCUAAAUUUAGAGCUGGAACAUUCCCGACUGGAAACCCGUGAUGGCCACGACGAAGACAUCUCCGAUCUACGCAGGAACUUGUUCUGGUCUACCAACACAAUAGAUACAAUGUGGAGUGCCUACAGCGGACGACCGUCGCUGAUGAAGCGCCUCGUCAAUAAUGUUCAGAAUCCAGUACCGUGUAGGACAUACACAUGGGAGUAUUAUACCGACGAGUACAGCAUCAUGACCUUUCCGGACGACUUUGAUUUUCACGCUGCCGCCUAUGUUCAUGUAUAUCUUGCAAAGUUAAUGAACAUCUUAGCAAGAGUGUCAGAAGUGCUGUACUCUGGCGUCCCUGACAUUUCAAGCGACAUCCAAGCCUUCGUCGCUCAAGCGGAUUCAGACUUCCAGGGAUGGCUCAAUUCCCUUCCUCCAGCGCUGCGUGUAGAUUGCUCGCCAAGUUCGUCCACAAUACCCUUGCCGGCCGUAUUAGAGCUUCAUCUCAUAUUUCAGGAAUGCAUUAUUUUAUUGCAUCGACCUCUCAUUACGCCUGCAGAAUCAGCAGCAUCACCUAUGUCCGAACAUCGAGCUGAGGACAUAGCGACUGGCUCAUCAUUCCAAAAAUGUGUGAAGUCUGCGCACCACGUCUGCCGCCUCUUGAUUCUCUUUAGGAAACGGUACGGCCUUCGCAGGCCACAUCACCAAAUAGUUCAUGUAGCAAUGACUGCCAGUCUGAUUCAUAUUUUUCAGUUGUGUAUGUUUCCCGCAGAUAGUCAAGAGAACAAGGACGCCCAGUCGGAUAUCAUGACCUGUAUGCAGGCAUUAGGAGAGAUGGGACAGACCUAUAAGAGUGCGUCCCGGGCUCUCGAUGUGGUCACAUCUCUUAGGCAGAGUUGGCAGCAUGAUACAUUUGUAGGAGAUCGGUUUAAGAGGGCAAGGCUACACUGA
This is a messenger RNA of Venustampulla echinocandica, 2190 nucleotides long. RefSeq lists its product as uncharacterized. The transcript has 8 exons. The coding region runs from base 1 to 2190 and encodes 729 amino acids. NCBI's taxonomy places the organism in Eukaryota, Fungi, Ascomycota, Leotiomycetes, Helotiales, Pleuroascaceae. Gene Ontology annotation, molecular function: zinc ion binding; DNA-binding transcription factor activity, RNA polymerase II-specific; DNA binding. Gene Ontology annotation, biological process: regulation of DNA-templated transcription; DNA-templated transcription. The record is from RefSeq and is a predicted model, not a curated record.